UAGUGAAACAUUUAAAAAUAAAAUAUUCAAAAACAAGCUUGUGGUGAAAUUAGUUAUGAAAAAACUUAAAAUUUAAUAAAAUGUUAUUAAAAAGUUUCUUUUUUAUUGUGUGUGACUUAAAAUGAAGAUUUAGGCAGUAUUUUCCAAAAACAAAAAUCCAACCAAACGAACAAAAAUCUCAUUGUUGUUGCCAGUUUAUAAAUAACUUAGCACUAAAUAGGAAUUUUAUGAGCAAAAAAUAAAUGUUAUCCCGCUUGCAUUUUGCUCAUAAACUAAGUGAUACCCAAAACAAAAUAUUUGAAUACUGUAUAUAUAAGUGAGAAUAAAAUUCUUCCAUAUUGCAACAAUCCAAAAUUCUAUGGUGUUAGAUAAAAGUCAAUUUUAAUCACUUUUGGUGGUUUAUAAAAAAAAAUAAAUAAAAAAUAUAUAAAAUAAAAAAAAAAUUACAUUAAAACCCUCUACCACUUUGAGGCAACUAAUAUUCGUAUUAAAAAAAAAACAGAAAAUCUACUUAAAAAAUAACUCUGCUACCAAACAAAUAAAAACUUCAUCUAAGGGAUUUUAAUGAAAUCUGCUCUCAAGCUUUGGAUAAUUGGAGUCCAUUACAAACAGAUGUUUUCUUGCUUGUGACAUGCAUAAAUCCUUGAAACGACCCCCCAUCAUUAAUACGAAACCAAUAUGGAUUAAAGCAACGAAACAACAACUUGAAUAAAAAACCAGAAAAAAUUAAUCAAAACUGAAACAAAACACUUUUGAUUGCCAAGCUGAGCCAUAAGAGAAAAAACAAAAAACGCAAUAAAAUCCAAUAUUGGGGAAAAAUAAGAAAAACAAUAACAAACUACUCUCUAGACCAGCAAAACAACCAAUGAAGCUAAAAAUAUUUGUGCAUAGUUCAAAGAAACAAUUGAAACAAAAAACCCCAGCAACAGAAGGGCAUAGCAGAGGCGGGCAGUAAAAAAAGCAAUAACAAUGUUAAAGCAACAGCUUAAGCUACAGCAGACAAAAACUUAAAGGAAACGGAAAUCAAAAUCAAAUAAUAGAAAACCCGAUUACCAAUCCAAUAACAAAUCCAGUAAACAGAGAAUAAGUCAUAGAUAUAUAGGAGCAAAAUAUUUCCAAGGCAUGUGAGUAAGAGGGGGGAAAGUAAAUUGAAACUCUCCCCUUGGUUCUGCUUCCUCCUUAGGUCAUUUUUACGAAAACUAUUUUGUCCAACACUUCAAGGAUAAACAACCAUGAACCAUAGACCAAUGCCGCACAACAUUGCCUUGGGCCAGAGGGGACACAUGGAGGAGCCAUACAAGCUGCAAGAUAAUCGAUUUAUCACUACAAUGUGUGACUGCCGGCAAGUCACGAACAAAUAUCACAAAAAUUCACACAAACGUAAACCCAACAAACGAACUAAAAUUCGUUUCAAAUCUAUGGGUGAGAUGAGUGUACAAGACAAUGUAAGUCGUGAAGACAAUAUGAGUUCUCAGCUUACAGCACUUGCAAAAGAAACGGAAGAAGUGAAUAGGCUUACAGCCUAUACAGAAUUGAAACACUAUGGCAAAACUUCACUAGACUAUGAUGACCAGCCUAAGGCCAACUCAAACUCACAUAAACUCAGCUGUCCCUGUAGGCCCAUAAACUUGGCACUUUGUGAGUCUGCACAAUCAUAUCCCAAAGAGUCUGCAUUGUGCGAAAGCAUCAUUAAAUCGUCCUCCUCAUCAACUUCAACUUCAAAACCCUUCUGCAGACAGUGCUCAUUGUCGAAAUCCAAUAUCAAUAUGACCCCUGGGCCCAGUGACUGCUGUUCGAGACUAUUUGCCAAUGCAGGGUCCUACAAUUUGCUGCAACGUCUUGUGGUGCCAUUGGUAUGGCAUCUAACUGCCUCCAGUGUCAUUGCCUUGCUGGCCACACUCUGCUAUUGCCUGGCCUAUGCUCAAGGUGUGAUGGCCACAACUUUGGCCAGCCGCACAGUGGAGCAGAUGAUGACCCCUGCCAUGUCAUCAGCUUCAACUCCCCUAACAGGCUUGGUGACUUUGGCCUCCCAUUUGGAGGGGGCUAUGAAUAACAACAAUGCCAUGAUGGCCAACAGGAAUUCUCAACGAAGUGGCAACAAGCGACUUUAUGGUAAAAGCAGCCCAUCCACCACUGCAACAUUGUAUCCUUCCUCCAUCAACUACAGCAGUAGCAGCAGUGGCAGCAACAGCGACAUUGACAUGCCCAUAAAAAAGGACACCAUCGGGGCCAACAUCAUUUGGACUACCAGCAUUAAUACAACAACGGAAAUGACUAUUUUAAAUGAUGUUUCCGCCUCGUUGCCUAUCAGCUCUUCUUCGGCCACUUCCGUUUAUGUUGGCCACACUUCGCCUCGCCCCACAUCCACCCCGGCCACCUGGUAUCCAUUUAAUGGCGUUGAUGUUUCACUUGCCCCGGCUUUAAAUGAGAGCAACAGUCAAAACAGCAGCCACCUGGAUGAUGGCUUUGGCAUGUCCGGCUUGGAUGAUGGCGAAGCUUUUGAUGACAUGGAGGAUGUUAAAGAUCCCAAGGACUACAUAUUUGAUCGCACCGAUGUCAGGAUUAUAUUCAUAACAUUAUACACCAUGGUGUUUUGUUGUUGUUUCUUUGGCAAUCUGCUCGUAAUCUUGGUUGUAACAUUAUCUCGUCGCCUACGCUCCAUUACCAACUUUUUCUUGGCCAACUUGGCUUUGGCCGAUUUUUGUGUUGGAGUCUUUUGUGUGAUGCAAACAUUGUCGCUUUAUUUGAUAGACAGUUGGGUGUUUGGCGAAUUCCUUUGUCGCAUGUACCAAUUUGUACAAUCGCUCAGCUAUACAGCCUCCAUAUUUAUUCUGGUCGUCAUCUGUAUGGAACGUUAUUUUGCAAUUGUACAUCCGAUAACGUGCAAACAAAUAUUGACUGCCGCCAGAUUACGGAUGGUUAUAUUGACCGUUUGGAUAACAUCUGCCGUAUAUUCGACACCGAAAUUUGUUUUCAGCAAAACUGUCAUCAAUGUCUACAAGGAAGGUGGACGAGAGGAGGUGAUUUGUGUGCUGGAUAGGAAAAUGUUCAAUUCGAAAUUAUUGGAUAUGAUCAAUUUUGGAUUGCUGUAUGUUAUACCGCUGUUGGUGAUGACGGUGCUGUACAGCAAAAUCGCCAUUGCUUUGUGGCGCAGUUCGCGUGGUCUAUCCCAUCAUUUGGCCCAGCAGGAGAACAGCAUGGGCUUACACAAUAGCAUGUAUCAUCAUCAUCACCAUCAUCAUCAUCAUCAGAAUCAUCUGCUGCACAAUAGUGGUCAUCAUCAUCAUCCCAAUAAUCAUCAAUCAUCAACGUCACAACAGCAUACCGGCUUGGGUACUCCAAUCUCGGCAGGCAGUGUCACCUCCUCCACAUUGUCACGCAAGGGUAGCAGUAAAUAUGAAAAGAGACGAGUGGACAUAUCCGAAAGUCAGGGCAAAGUGCCGGUGGCCGCCCCUGCCCCGAAACAACCUUUCAAAUGA
This is a messenger RNA of Stomoxys calcitrans (stable fly), 3479 nucleotides long. RefSeq lists its product as uncharacterized. Gene Ontology annotation, cellular component: membrane. Gene Ontology annotation, biological process: G protein-coupled receptor signaling pathway. The coding region runs from base 1233 to 3479 and encodes 748 amino acids. The transcript has 8 exons. Gene Ontology annotation, molecular function: neuropeptide Y receptor activity; peptide binding. NCBI's taxonomy places the organism in Eukaryota, Metazoa, Arthropoda, Insecta, Diptera, Muscidae. The record is from RefSeq and is a predicted model, not a curated record.